AUGUGGCUUGCUGUGUUUUACAUAUGGGGAAGCCUGUUAGCAUUUUCUGUGUGUCACAUCUGCUCAGAGACCUCUGAGGACGCUGCUUCAUGGGUAACGCUGAAGCCCCUGGGGCACUGCGGGGACGAGGAGAAUUUGUGCCCUUAUCAACUCACCCUCCCUCCUCUCUCCAUCCAGCUUCCCAGGCCUUUUAGGGAGCUGGAGAAAAUGGCCAAGGAGCUGCAGAACCUAAAGGACAUGGUGAACCAGCUAAGGAGGGACUGCCAAGAACGUAAGGACAGACAUAGUAUCGAGAGUGGUGGACAGAAAGAACACAGUGAGGAAAAGGAAAGGAGACAUCAAAGUCCAAGGCAUAACAUCAGCAUCAAGGAGACACAGAGUCAUAGUGGAGAACAAGUAGUCCGGAUCUUAACUUCAAGCUUACCGCAAGGAGACACAUCAGAAUGUGAGGGAACUGUCAAGGAUGGCGUGAAGAGGCUCAAUCAUUCCGUUUUGGAAAGUCAGGAAUGGAACAUUGACCCGAGGAUCGAUCUAAAUGAAGGCACCACAGAUCAGAGGUCCGAGAUGAGCAGAGAAGUAAAAAUAUUUAACCCCUCACUUGACGAGAGACCCGAGGACAUAUCUAAGGUCAAACUUGUGCUCUCACCCACACCUGAGGAGACAGAGAAGGAAAUUAAGUCUAAGCAAAGUGAAUUAAUAGAACUGUCUCUCCCUAGAAAAAAGGACACCAUACAAUCCUCAACCCAUGGGAAACAGCAGCUAAAUAUUCUCAGAGAUGGACAUGUAAAGAACAUCAGUGGCAUCCUGGCAGCAAGAAGAAGAGUGCAGAAUGUGCCUGAUGCGAAUGGAUUAAGCAGCAUUUCAAGGGAUGCUAACACUAGGAUAAUGGAUUUAAGCACAUCAGAUGGGAACAGAAGGGUUGUAAAGUGUCCUAGAGAAGGUGGACCAAUGAGGCCAAAGGGAUCCUACAUAAAUAGUAGAGUUGUCAAGGUUAACAAUGAAGACAGACUGAAGAACCCUGCUUUGGUGAGGAUCCACAAUCCACAAGCCAGGGACAUGAUGUUCAAGAUUGAGCCAGAAGAGGCUGGAUUUUCCCCAGCAAGGAGUGGCAUUAUGCGGGUCAAGGAAACAAGUCCUCUUAUAGCAAACACAAAAACUGGGGUAAUUACUGGACCGACCCUAUCAACAGAUGACCAAAACAAUCAAGACAUCAGUAGGGUUUCUGGUCCCAGAACAGAUGAUGGACAUGGCCUAAAAGAUGCAAAUGCAAGCCAAGUAACUAAUGUUAGGGAGGACAAUUUGAGAAAAGUAAACAAGACUGGGAUUACUAGACUUCCAACAAAUCUGAGGAAAGAAAACCAAGGUGAUGUGAGUCACAUAGCCACAAAUAAGUCAAUCUCUAAUGUUAUGAACCAAGGCAUAGUGCCAAACAUGUUUAAAGAGGAAAAGCAAUAUGUGGGACUGAGUGAAAGUCUGGUAGUUAUUAGUAGCGAGGCAGAGAUUAGCUCCAAUGUGGAUAGAGAAGACUUGACUUUCCUAGGAAGACAGGUGGAAAAUGAAAAAUAUCUAAAUCCAAUCACGAAAACUAAUAACAGAAAAAUUGAUUCCACAAUUUUGGACAAGGCUGACAGCACUUUUAAUGAAAGGACACUGCCUCCAGAUCUUAAAGAUCAGAUGCAGCCAGGGAUGUUCAGUGAAGGGGCAAAUGAGCAUAUCGGGUUUAACUCACUGAGUGCAGGGACUAUGAAGAAAGACAUACCAAUCCACAGUAAAGCCAUCCUUCCAGAAAAAGAUCUGGUGAAGCCCACCCUUGUCCCAACUGUAAAGAGUAAAUCGACUGAGAGUACAGUGAGUACAACCAGUAGCGUUCAAUCACUUGUAGUAGGCCAGGGGACAAGGAGAAUUUCAAUAACUCCACUCAAAGCUGCAGCUGUAGAGGGACCGUCUCAGAACAGCAAGAAAAAUAUCAGCAAGAUACGUGAAGUAAGUCAAGACAACAAAAGGUAUGUGAUGCCAAACCCCGAUAGACACCCUAUUAGACAUCCAACAACUGUGAUUUCAUCUAGAGUCAACAACCUAAGACAAUCUAAUGUGAUGGGCAACAUGUCAGCAAACAGAAGUGUUGGGGUACAUUCUAAGCUGUCCAUCCCAGUCAGAAACAGCAAUACUACCAGGAAAAAUGGCUAUGGAAUAAUAAGACCAAGCUAUAUAAGCAAGCCAAACUUUCAAAGUCAGCCAAACAGAACCAGAGGCUUCAAGACAAAGGCAAAUACAGUGACUCAAUUCUCCAGUCCCACUGGUGCAACAGAACAAGUACAAACAGAAGAAAUCAAACACAUUCCACAGGUGAUGAGGUCAAAUGUAUUGGAUAAUAAAUGGUUAAAAAACAACAGUACAGAGUCAAAAUCACAACAGUCUCAAAAUUCAGGUGAUGUACAAGGUUUGGAAAAGGUUCAACAAAGAAAUAACCAAGUUAGAGACAACAGUGAGCCUGUGUUGAUCACAAAUAUUGGGAGUGCAGAGGAUCCUAACACUCUGCAAAGUGGAGCCUCAAAUUCACCGACUGGUGGAAAAGAAAGCAAGAUAUUUAGUUUGGGAACUGACGAUACCAGUAAUCAACACCCAUUUGAGGUGGACAAGAUCAGCAGUGGGAAGAAAGGACCAACUGCACCAACCUUAAAGAAAGAGUUAUCUAAGGAACCAGGAAAAACACUAUCCACCACGACAGUUUCUUUUAUGGACACAGACCAUGAAGACAGCACAAAAAAUAUUCUUAAAAUGACAAAAACACAUGUUGAAAUGGUUAAAAACGUCAGUUGGGAAACACCCAUAAGCUUUGAAAAUACUGGAACAACAAGAGAACUGGAACUUAUUAAAUUGAAUAAAGACAGAGUGGAAGAAAACUCUGGGGAGAUAUUAUCUAACCCAAACAGUGCGGACAUUGCCCAAGGUUACAGCGGAGAGAGGUACACAAUUCCAGUUGUUUUGGAAACGCUUACAAAUGUUGAAGAAAUUAAAGGCUCAAAGCUUUUCUCACUCGGGCCCGAGGACGCUGCUGAGGGGUUUAAAUCACAUGCAGUAAGUGAUGAGGUAACAGAGAGAGAGCAAGUAGAAAACAAGAUCCACAGCAUCUGUGACAGUGAUUGUAACACUACGUCAACCCAGCAGUCUACAACCCUGACCAGGGCCCCAGUGGACUCUGGAAGAGAAAAAGGACCUGCACAAGACUGUGCUGAUUACAUUACGAAAUCCCGAAGGAAUGGUGUAUAUAGAGUAACGCCGCAGCCAAAGAGCAGCAUGCUUCCUGUUUUCUGUGACAUGGAGUCUUCUGGUGGGGGCUGGACUUUGAUACAGCAUCGCUUUGAUGGCAGCACAAGUUUCAAUCGCACAUGGGACGAGUACAAGAAUGGAUUUGGUAAACUAAUAGGGGAGUUUUGGCUUGGCAAUGACAAGAUUCACUUGUUGACAAAGGCGAAGAACAUGUCAUUGCGAAUAGAAAUCGAAGACUUUGAGGGUAUCAGAGAAUACGCCCAUUAUGACCACUUCUAUGUGGCCAAUGAAAGCCAACAAUACCGCCUGUCCAUUGGUGGUUACUCUGGUACAGCUGGUAAUGCCAUGCAGUUUAGUAAGAAGUAUAAUCACGACCAGAAGCUCUUUACCACUCCGGACAGAGACAAUGACCAGUAUCCCUCUGGAAACUGCGGGGCCUAUUACAGCUCAGGCUGGUGGUUUGAUGCAUGCAUGUCUGCAAACUUAAAUGGGAGAUAUUAUCAAUCAAAGUACAAAGGGGUGCGUAAUGGGAUAUUUUGGGGUACGUGGCACAACAUUACAAUGGAAUAUUACCCAACCAAUGACAGACAAUCUUUUAAGACUGUUAAAAUGAUGAUUAGACCUAAGAACUAUGCUAUCUAAUACUUACCAACCAAAAUUUAGCUCUCUUUUGAAGUUAAAUAGUAGAAAAAAAGGCAAGUGCCUUAAGUAUAUUGCUACUCUUGCGUUUACUGCUUUAUUAAUAGAAAAUAUAAGUGUGGCGUCAGAACUCGAAUAAACAUUGACCAAUAUUUCUGUAUCUAUGUUGUUGUUUUUUGAGCUGUACACAUAUGCAUUAGUAGAAUACAUAGAAUACACAACUGAGCCCUCAUGUGUUGCUUUGAAAAUCCUGUUUUGCAUAAGACAUAUGAAACCAUGCUAUUUAGCCUAUGGAUUCAGCAAUUAUCUUGUAUAUUGUAUUUUUUUAACUUACAAACACUAAAAUGUUUGCAAGUCUGGGCUACACAUGACUACGUUUACAUGGAUAUUUACAGAAUUUCUUGUCAGUUGUCUAUUUUUUUUUUAAUACAAAUAGCUAGAUUUUACCAGCUGAGUAAAAGCAUCUGUCAUUUUCUAUUAUUUUCAUUGUACACUGUAGGAAUUUUGAAUUUGAAUGAACACUAAGUGUUAUUUUCAAACAUUGUAUAUAUGUACACCCCAAAAACAUCCUUUAUCCAGACGACUCAUUCUAAGAGGAAAUUUCAAUUUCAGUUAAAAAGGAGGAUCAUAAUUUAAUUACUUAAAAUUUACUAUGAAUAAAUUACUACAUUUCUACUAGAUUUGCAUAUUUUGCUCCCUGCUGAAUUGUAACACCUUUUCUGCAUGAUCUUGGAAACAUUUGUAAAUUUAAUAACUGUGCACUUGCCGAAUACAGUUGUCAUAAAGAAAAUAAAUAUGCAUCUUUUAAUUACAAGGAUGCUGUUAUUACGUUUUAAUAUUAUUUACACACUCUAUACAAGAGAAAAUUAUUAAUUACAUUUCGUAAACAUGUAUUAUGUAAGUUCUGCAAUGCAAAACAUAAGUGUUUGAUAAAGAAACAGAUUUAUAAAUAUACACCAUUAUUGUAGAACAUGUGUCGUUUCCAUUAGCAAACCAUGUUGUGUUACAGUACUGGUUGAAUAAACAGUGUGUAUGCAGCACGUUAACGGUUAUUUUUCAAAUGUUCAUUAUGGUAUGCCACUAAUGAUCUCAGUGUUUCACUAAAAUGCAAUAAAUAUUCUGAGCAACAUUCACAAUCAGUCAUUUCUGUCACCUGAGUGGAA
This is a messenger RNA of Sinocyclocheilus anshuiensis, 5072 nucleotides long. RefSeq lists its product as uncharacterized. The record is from RefSeq and is a predicted model, not a curated record. NCBI's taxonomy places the organism in Eukaryota, Metazoa, Chordata, Actinopteri, Cypriniformes, Cyprinidae. Bases 1 to 3912 code for a protein of 1303 amino acids. The transcript is spliced from 3 exons.